UCGCCGCCAUCUUGUGUAAGAGAGGCGUCUGCCUGCACCCUGCAGUUCGGGAGAUAAGUAAUUUCGGGCUGCGGAUUCGGUCGGUGAUUCAGUGUUCAAAUCCGUUCGGUUCUGGCUCCGAUUCGUUUUUUCGUCGGCCGUAAGGAGCAAGCCCUCCUCGGAGCCUCAGUGGUGUCUCAUCUCGGGGCCGAAGGUUUAACGCCGCCAAUUCGCCUCGCUCCUCGGAGUUUGUUUCGUAGCUUAAUCCUGUUUAUAAAGCACGUGCGCACCUACAUGAUUGGCUUCCCAAAUUAAAUUAUUCUAAUUGGAUCCGAGAGUUUGCGGAGCCGAGUUUUUAUAUAGUGGAAAAUGUCGCUUUGAGCCCCAUUUCGGGUCCGCGCUCCGAGGCCUAAAUUGCGUUGCGGUGCGAGCUUUUACUGACUGACUCCGGACUCGGCUCUCGUAAGCUCCCUCUAUCACCACACCCAGACCAAAGUUGUGGCCCGCACUGGCUCUCGCUGUUCGGGAUCUCUACUCGGCCCCGUCACUCUUUCUGUUCGCCCCUCUUCGUCAGUGCUAGUGACUUUUUGCUCGUACAUCGGUGCCCGAUGGACUCAUGAUUGUGUCUUAGUUAAAGUUUCCAGCUCCGAAGGGUCAUCUACCCUUGUCAAAACGGCGAAAACAACGGGUCGAUUCAGAUAAUACAGGCUCGGAGCCCUCCGGGGUAGGUAGGCCCUCAUCAUGGCUUGUUGCCUGUCGGAAGAGGCCAAGGAACAGAAACGAAUCAAUCAAGAAAUAGAACGUCAACUUCGGAGGGAUAAACGGGAUGCUCGCCGUGAACUCAAACUUCUCUUGCUCGGUACUGGAGAGUCCGGCAAGUCAACGUUUAUCAAACAGAUGAGAAUUAUCCACGGUUCUGGUUACUCAGACGAAGACAAACGUGGAUUUAUUAAACUUGUUUACCAAAAUAUUUUCAUGGCGAUGCAGAGUAUGAUCCGCGCCAUGGAUGUGCUCAAAAUUCAAUAUGCUGAUUCUUCGUGUAGUGAAAAAGCUGAAUUAAUUCGGAGUGUAGAUUUUGAAACAGUAACAACCUUUGAAAGUCCUUAUGUCGAAGCUAUUAAAGAAUUAUGGGCUGAUGCCGGAAUACAAGAAUGUUACGAUAGAAGAAGAGAAUACCAAUUAACAGAUUCAGCUAAAUAUUAUUUAAUGGAAAUAGAUCGGGUCGCAGCGCCAAACUAUUUGCCCACAGAACAAGACAUUCUAAGGGUGAGAGUACCGACAACUGGAAUUAUAGAAUAUCCCUUCGAUUUGGAAGAAAUUCGAUUUCGCUAUCUGGGCGAUCUCGAAAGGAUAGAAUCACCAGAUUAUCUGCCCACGGAACAGGAUAUUUUGAGAGCUCGUGCUCCAACCACUGGUAUCAUCGAGUAUCCUUUCGAUCUGGACUCAAUUAUAUUUAGAAUGGUAGAUGUAGGAGGACAGAGGUCUGAAAGACGAAAAUGGAUUCACUGUUUCGAAAACGUGACGUCAAUCAUCUUUCUUGUGGCCCUAUCAGAGUAUGAUCAAAUUCUAUUCGAAUCUGACAAUGAGAAUCGAAUGGAAGAAUCUAAAGCUCUAUUCAAAACUAUCAUCACAUAUCCUUGGUUCCAACAUUCGUCAGUAAUUCUCUUCCUAAACAAAAAAGAUUUAUUAGAAGAAAAAAUUUUAUAUUCACAUCUUGUUGAUUAUUUCCCGGAAUAUGAAGGUCCUCAACGAGAUGCUAUAGCAGCUAGAGAAUUUAUUUUACGAAUGUUCGUCGAUUUGAAUCCAGAUAGUGAGAAAAUAAUUUAUUCGCAUUUUACGUGCGCCACAGAUACUGAAAACAUAAAACUUGUGUUUUGUGCUGUCAAGGAUACCAUCAUGCAAAAUGCGCUAAAGGAGUUCAAUCUAGCUUAAGUCUGUUUUGUAUGCGUUCACAAUUGUACAUGGUUCAAUUUGUAACUAUGGGUACUAUUUUUUUACUACCUCUCGAUGUAACCUUGCAAUGUGUCCAAGGAAUUUCCAUGACAUCAAAUUGACUAUUUUUUUGUGAGUGGCACUGCUCAACUUUGGUACUUUUUACCGUUCCCAGGCAGCAUUUUAUAACAAAAAAAAGUUGGAGGUCAUUGAAAUAUUGUUGUGGUUUUAUCAUAACUUCACUACCAUGAAAAAAUUGCCAGAAUUAUGAAUAUGUGAAAGAUUUUUGCGUUACAAUUCCAAGUGUUUCUGAGGGAUGAAGUUGCCUUUUAAUAUGAUAUAAUUGCCAUUCAACGUCAAUUAAAUUGUGUUAAAAUUUCCAUUCAUAUUUACUCAAUUUAUUUUUACUUCUGGUUCCAAUAAUGAUUUUAUAGAUCGUAUGCAGCAGAAGUAUCCAAUGUGAUUACCGUGUUUUCAAAGUCAUGCAACUUCUUCCUCACUUUAAAAAAUACUAAAUAUAUGUACAGUAACUCAAUUAACACAAUCGAUUUUCGUUAAAAUUAACAUUUUUUGAUAGAACAUCAAAAACUAUUCACUAUAAUAUUCCUAUGACAUUUUGAAAAAUUUCUCUCACAAUUUGACAGGAAGUUUCAGAAACUUUCCAGCAGUGAAACUGGUUCGUUGUCCUUUCAAAAGAUUAAAAUAUGAAAGGGAAAUCUACAACAUUGAAAUGCAUCCCUUUACGUAAAUACAACUGGACAAAACUUCCCUUGCUAUGUGGCAUUUAACGGGUAGUUGAAUACCUGCUGACGAUGUUUUCAAUGCACAAUAGCUGUAUUUUUUAGCUUGUUUUCUCAUGUCAGUAUGCAUGUGCCUGAAAUUUCGUCAUUUUUGUUUAAGAUUGCUGAUAACUUUUCCCGGUUGAAGGGGACAGGGUUCAGUGAAACGAGACUUUAAAACAUGUUCAUUAAAAUUGAGUCAAGGACAGUCUGGAGGUGAUGUAGGAUCAGAUUUUCUCUUGCCAAAAAUUGAAAGUCCUCCAAAAAUAUUUAGCGUGUGAAACUUGAUUCUCAGCAUUUGUUCCCUUUAACGAUGUUCGUUUUUUUUUUUAUUGGGUAGGAAAUCUUUGUAAAUCUUAAUUGGACAUUCUUCAAAUUCUUCUUUGAUGUUAACUCGCUUUCCUCUUCGGUGUUAUGCAUGUUGAUCGUUUUUUGCAUCAUUUUUGUUUGUAUGUACUAUUUUUUAUAUACAUAUUCGUUUAUGUUUUAAUGCAUGUUUUCAUCGUUUAAAUAGCUGUAAGAAACUAACUCCAACAGCCAAUUUUUUUUCUUUUUUUUUUAGCGUUUGAGUUUUUGCUGCUGAAUGUGAAUCUGUGCAUUAACUAAUAAAUCUAUUGGUCUUACAAACUC
Bemisia tabaci is the source of this 3320-nucleotide messenger RNA. It is a transcript of the gene Galphaq, whose product is annotated as G protein alpha q subunit. The record is from RefSeq and is a predicted model, not a curated record. Gene Ontology annotation, cellular component: cytoplasm; heterotrimeric G-protein complex. Lineage: Eukaryota; Metazoa; Arthropoda; Insecta; Hemiptera; Aleyrodidae. Gene Ontology annotation, molecular function: G-protein beta/gamma-subunit complex binding; GTPase activity; guanyl nucleotide binding. Gene Ontology annotation, biological process: adenylate cyclase-modulating G protein-coupled receptor signaling pathway.